Messenger RNA from Mytilus californianus (California mussel), 2127 nucleotides. Its product is annotated as cytochrome P450 4F2-like. NCBI's taxonomy places the organism in Eukaryota, Metazoa, Mollusca, Bivalvia, Mytilida, Mytilidae. The record is from RefSeq and is a predicted model, not a curated record. Gene Ontology annotation, molecular function: heme binding; monooxygenase activity; iron ion binding. The transcript has 13 exons. Bases 151 to 1662 code for a protein of 503 amino acids.
CUUUUUGUACAUGUAUUAUGAUACUCAGUGCCUUAACCGAGAAAUGACCUGGGUCAUAACCCAGAUUAUAUUGUACAUGUUCGCAUAUCUUUGGAUAAGAUCUUUUCACCUGUGUGUUGGACAUACAAUGUGUAUUUUUUAACGGUUUAAAUGGAAUUAUUUUCCGGGUUCACCGCUAAAGCAAUUUUGAUUUUUAUAGCAACAUAUGCUUUCUCGCGACUUUGUAAGUUUGCUUACAAAUAUAAAGAAUGGCUCAAAGUUACCUCUCAGAUGUCUGUGAUAGGACCACUUCACCCUUUGUGGGGAUCACUUCACAAAUUCAAAGAUAUAGCAGAGUUCAUGACAGUCAUUAGAGAAGUUAUUUCUAAAGAGAGGUCAAAGGUUGUUUGUUAUUGGUUCAUGUUCUUCUUCCCUGAAUUUAACGUUGUUCAUCCUGACUCGGCAAGAAUUCUGAUGAAAUCAUCAGAACCGAAAGCCAUUGGUUUCGGUGGUGCCUACAGCAUGAUGAAGAGCUGGCUUGGCGACGGACUAUUGAUCUCAUCUGGAAAGAAAUGGGAGCGAAACAGGCGCUUGAUAACACCAGCAUUUCAUUUUGGCAUACUUAAACCUUAUGUUAACAUAUAUAAUAGUUCUACAGACAAAUUUCUGGAUAAUUUAAACGAGUUUGCUGAGACAAGUAGACCUGUAGACAUUUUCCCCUUGGUGUCUCUAGAAACAUUAGAUACAAUACUCCGAUGUGCCUUCUCGUAUCAAGGAAAUAUUCAAACAGAAGGGAUCAAGCAUCCGUACGUCGCGGCUGUUAAUCGAUUAGCUCAUUUACUGGCAGAUAGAUGGCUGAAGCCGUGGCUUUAUUGGGAUACAAUAUAUUAUAUGACACCUAAAGGUAGAGAAUACAGAAAACUUUGCCAAUAUGUUCAUGAUUUUUCCGAGGGAGUGAUAAGAGAAAGACAGCAAACCUUUCUUACAGAUGGUCCUCCAACUAGCCGCCAUCUUGACUUUCUCGACAUAUUGCUCACCGCUAAAGAUGACAAUGGAAUUGGCCUUUCAUUCGAAGAUAUAAGAGCUGAAGUUGAUACAUUUCUAUUUGAAGGGCACGAUACAACGGCAUCGGCAAUUAGCUGGGCUAUAUACCAUUUAGGAAAACACCAAAAGGAACAAGAAAUCAUAUAUUCAGAGUUGUCAGAAUUACUAAAUAAUAACAAGCAAGUGUCAUGGGAAAAUUUACAAAUAAUGCCAAAGCUUACAGCCUUCGUAAAAGAGUCUAUGCGCAUGAUUGCACCUGUUCCUGGUGUUCAAAGGCAACUGACAUCACCAAUAACCAUAGACAACGUCACAAUACCAGCAGGUGUAGUCGUUGACAUGGGUAUAUACAUGUUACAUCACCACCCGGAUGUCUGGCCAGACGACGAUGUAUUUAAACCAGAAAGAUUUUUACAAGAAGACAUUACAGAGCGACAUCCAUAUAGUUUCUUACCAUUUGCAGCCGGAUCAAGAAACUGCAUCGGUCAACACUUUGCUAUGGAUGAGAUCAAAGUUGUUCUUGCAAGAUUAGUACAAAGAUACAAAGUAUUUCUGGUUCCUGACCAUAAGUAUGAAAUUGAACCUGAGCUAGUAAUGAGGGCCAAGUACGGGAUCAAAGUAACUGUAGAAGAACGAAAAUGAUAUCUUCAAGAUCUGUUCAAAUGUUAUAUGUAACAACUUAUUUAGGCAAAGUUGACGCUAGACUAUUUUGUAUUCUUAAAUUGUUCUGUUUCUUGCUUGGAACAUUGGAAAUUGGUCAUCGAGAGCCAAAUACAUUUUUUUAUUGUUAAUUUGAUUGAGUUUUCUGCUGUUAUAACAUUUAUCUUCCGAAAUCGGACGGGAAGACUCAAGGUUGUAACCAAUAAAUCCGAACAUGAAUUAACUCUUUAAUGAGAUUAAAAAGAAAAGGAUUUUAUGUUAUAUGGCAAAGCUAAACUCAACUGGGCAUUCUGCAUCUUUAAUACAAAAAUUUAUUUAAAGAUUGUAAGUAUGUUUUUGAGACUCUGUUCAAAAUUAUUAUAUAUCUUUUAUAUUGUUCUCGAGUCUAGCAUGUUGUGUGCCUGUCAGUUGUUGCACUUGUUAAUAUACAAGUAAUUGAAAACGAUA